Fimicolochytrium jonesii is the source of this 558-nucleotide messenger RNA. Its product is annotated as putative autophagy-related protein 8. Gene Ontology annotation, cellular component: autophagosome; fungal-type vacuole membrane; cytosol. Gene Ontology annotation, molecular function: phosphatidylethanolamine binding. The record is from RefSeq and is a predicted model, not a curated record. The transcript is spliced from 5 exons. The coding region runs from base 114 to 509 and encodes 131 amino acids. Lineage: Eukaryota; Fungi; Chytridiomycota; Chytridiomycetes; Spizellomycetales; Powellomycetaceae. Gene Ontology annotation, biological process: cellular response to nitrogen starvation; macroautophagy.
GAUUGUAAAGCGGUGGGAACGUUCCCAUUAUAAGUCAUAUAGUGAAGACCGCCACAGACACCCAAUCUCGACUUUCCAGUCGCAGUUCCAACUCCCCAGAACAUCCAGCCACCAUGCCCGUCCGCUCCGAAUUCAAGGACGACCAUCCGUUCGAGAAGCGCAAAGCGGAAGCCGAAAAGAUCCGCCAAAAGUACCCGGACCGGAUACCCUGCAUCGUCGAAAAGGCCGAGAAGAGCGUCGUCGGGAAGAUCGAUAAGAAGAAAUACCUCGUCCCAUGCGACCUAACAAUCGGCCAAUUCGUCUGGGUCAUCCGCAAACGCAUCCAGUUGACCCCGGAAAAGGCCAUCUACAUCUUUGUCAACAACGUCAUUCCACCGACCGCGUCGCUGCUCAGCCAAGUCUACGCAGAACAUAAAGACGAAGACGGGUUCCUGUACAUUGUCUACUCGUCCGAGAACACGUUUGGCGCCGACGAGGACGGGACGCCGCUGGGGGAUGCCGAGGAGUAGCGGGCACACUGGCGACCAAAACGAACCACACACACUCUCUCUCUCGCUU